ACCUAAUGGUAAUUCUAACUUGGCUACAGAAAUGAACAUCUUUCUUCUGAAAACAAUACAGACUAAGAGAGUUUUGUGAAAGCUGUUUAGCUAUCAGAUUUAUGUUAUAGGUGAUAAAGCAGUUGUGUAAAAAGGGUGUGAUUGUUUGACGUUUUGGUCAAAUAAAAGUCUUCCGUCUAUGUGAGAACAGUUCCCACGCAUCCUGUUUCUCUGGAGAACAGACACAGGUGGACAACCUGUCAUUGUAACACAGCAGCGCUGCCAGAACAUCGGUCUUUUGUCCAUGGCACUUGAGCUCUUGCUGGAUCAGAGAUUGCUGAAUCGUAUCACCUUUAGAAAUGAGAUGAGAUGAGAAUCACUGCUGCAACGCGAUCCAGUGAAGGGUGGAUGAAGUGAUGAGGUUCCUCUGCUCAACCUGUGGGACGUGUAGAGCGCUGCGUGGGCAGGAAGAGCGGAGAGAAGUAGCAAAGGAUGGGAAGGAGGGUAUGGGGCCUCUGCCAGGGCUUCUCAACGGCUGUGCUUUAUGGCUCCCUGGCUCUAUUCAUCUCCAUUCUCCACAAUGUCUUCUUACUGUAUUAUGUCGAGACCUUUGUGUCUGUUUACAAGAUUGACAAGAUCUCAUUUUGGGUGGGAGAGACUGUGUUUCUGAUAUGGAAUAGCCUGAACGACCCUCUUUUUGGCUGGCUGAGUGACCGCUCAUUCCUGAGCUCUCCUCAGUCUGGGUCCCAGAUCACGUCCCCUGAGGUGGUCCUGAAGCGUCUGCAGGCACUGUCCCGCAGCGGGCCUCUCUUUGCCCUCUCGUUCCUGGCCUUCUGGGUGGCUUGGACCUGGCCUGGACUGCAGUUCCUCAUCUGCCUGUGUCUUUACGAUGGCUUCCUCACGGUGGUCGACCUCAACUACAAUGCCCUCCUGGCUGACCUGGCCGUGUCUGCACAUGACCGCACACGCCUCAACUUCCACAGUUCCUUGUUCAGUGCAAUGGGCUCGCUGUCCGUCUUCCUCUCUUACUCCUUCUGGAACAAGGAGAACUUCUACUACUUCAGACUUUUCUGCAUAACUCUAGCCUCUCUCUCAAUGCUGGGCUUUUUUGUGGUUUCACGUCUCCUGCAGCACCGGUUUCAGAACGAAGUCCAGCUGCGCAAGCACGAGAGCCAAGCACUCACUGAACUGAGUGUCGGUCAGGCUCCUUUAACCUCACCUGAGACGCCAGUCACUCUUGGGGAAUAUCUAAAGCAGCUAUCCCGCCACAAGAACUUUAUGUGGUUUGUUUCUAUGAACCUUGUACAGGUAUUCCACUGCCAUUUCAACAGCAAUUUCUUUCCUCUGUUUUUGGAGCACCUUCUGUCAGACCGUAUCUCUGCCUCCACAGGCUCCUUUCUGCUGGGCAUUUCUUACAUUGCACCUCAUCUGAACAAUCUCUACUUUUUGACUCUGUGCCAAAGACUGGGUGUCUACCAGGUUGUCCGCGGGCUCUUCCUCUUGAAGCUGGGCCUCAGUGUGGCCAUGCUCUUAGCCGGGGCGGACCACGUGUUCCUGCUCUGCAUCUUUAUUGCUAGUAAUCGCGUCUUCACCGAGGGCACUUGUAAACUUCUGAACCUGGUGAUCACAGACCUAGUGGAUGAAGACUUUGUGAUGAACCGCCGACAACAAGCAGCUUCUGCGCUGCUCUUUGGUAUGGUUGCCUUGGUAACCAAGCCUGGCCAGACCUUUGCCCCUCUCAUUGGUACCUGGCUGCUGUGUCUCUACACAGGAUAUGACAUCUUCGAGAGAAACUCGAUGGCUGAAGCACCAAUUGCAGCUCCUGUGGUCCCUGUGCCACUGCGUCAGGGUUGUUUUUAUCUGCUGGUGUUUGUGCCCAUUUCCUGUGCCCUUCUGCAGCUGCUGACGUGGUCUCGCUUCACUCUGCAUGGACGAAGGCUACAAAACAUCAAGAACCUAAGGCAGGGUGCCCAACACAGCCACCUCAUUUAUGUCAAGGCUAUCUAAUGUUCUUGUAAGCAUGGGAAGAGGAAAGAAAGAGGAGUGGAGGACACUCCCCAAGACCAGGCGUGCUGCCAACAGACCCUGAAUGGAGAAUGGUAAUGCCAAAUACUGCAAGAGACACUAAAGAGAGAAUGUAUGGUCCCAUCUUAUUGAAACCUGCCUUAUGUUUUGUUUUUACUAUUAUAUUGAGUAUGUGACCAAAAAUGAAUAGACGGUUUAACCAGUCUAGUGGUUUGGGACCUUAUUGAAAAAUACUGCCCCCAAACCUCCUGUUUUGAAGUUUCAGUGUAUAGUUAAAUGGGUUUAUAAUCAAGGCAAAUCAAAUCACAUCUCCCUUGCCUGUAUGUUUCCAGUUUAUGUGAAAAAAUACACUGUGUUCUGAGAAAGGGCAUGUUUACAGUAGGUUCAGCAGCGUUCCAGGGAUCUGUGGUUUUUUUUUAUUCUAUAUGGUCAAACUUAGGACUUAUACAUUGUCUUUGUAAUCUGUCCAGAUGAAGUUGUUUAGUGGCCAGUAACAUCUGUUUUAUAUAACUUUUUGAAAUUAAUUCAGUUACUCAUUGCUAUCAGUGAUUAUUAUUACUGAAAAAGUAUGUAUGUUAUUAUAGUUCACAUGAAAGUAAAUGCAGGCUGUGUGUUGUACUAGCAUGUAUAACCAACUUAUUUUUGUACCAAAUGUCCAAUUUGACUUUAUUUUUGUGUUUUAGAGGCAGAGCUGUCAAGACGGUAAUUAAAUCCUUGGCCAGUCUGACGUUAAAAUAAAAGUUGACUUCUCAAAGCUACAGAAAUAUUUUUGAAUAAGGGUUUUCCAAGUUAAUUUUUAUUACCAAAUUUAUAUUCUUAACUUUUAGUACAAAUACAAUUUUUGACACAUUUGUUAUAUUGCAAAUCGUUGAAAAUUUUUUUUAAAAAUGAAGAAAAGUCUUAAUAUUUUAGAUGGUCAAAACAUUUAUUUUGUCAACUACUGGUUGUGGCACAAUGAGCACAUCCUAUCCUUUAUUCAUAUUUCCUGAUUAUUUAUUGUAGUAAACAUUUGAGUCAUUUUAGAAAAUGUUCACAUUUUUAGACACAUAUGUGACUGAGGCCACUUACUGAACUAUGGCUUAUGAUGUAUGAGUUAUUUUAGUGCUUUUGCUCAUUGUAUGAUUAUUUUUGCUUGCAAAUAUAUGUUGUUUUCUAAUAUG
Messenger RNA from Carassius auratus (goldfish), 3164 nucleotides. RefSeq names its product transmembrane protein 180-like. The coding region runs from base 472 to 1986 and encodes 504 amino acids. The transcript is spliced from 9 exons. The record is from RefSeq and is a predicted model, not a curated record. NCBI's taxonomy places the organism in Eukaryota, Metazoa, Chordata, Actinopteri, Cypriniformes, Cyprinidae.